This is a messenger RNA of Miniopterus natalensis, 1290 nucleotides long. RefSeq names its product solute carrier family 67 member 1 (gene SLC67A1). NCBI's taxonomy places the organism in Eukaryota, Metazoa, Chordata, Mammalia, Chiroptera, Miniopteridae. The record is from RefSeq and is a predicted model, not a curated record. Gene Ontology annotation, molecular function: transmembrane transporter activity. Gene Ontology annotation, cellular component: nuclear envelope. Gene Ontology annotation, biological process: transmembrane transport.
CAGCGCCUGCCCAGGAUGCAGGGAGCCAGGGACCCCUGGGGCCAGGGCCAGUCCCCUGCUGGGAUGGGUGCCCUGGGCCGGCCCUGGGUCAUCCGGCUCACCUACCUGCUGACCACCCUGGACCUCACCUGCCUCUUCAUGCAGUUCUCUGUCCUGCCGUACCUGUCCCGGAGGCUAGGCCUGGACUCCGUGGCCUUUGGCUAUCUGCAGACCACCUUCGGGGUGCUUCAGCUGCUGGGUGGGCCCAUGUUCGGCAGGUUUGCAGACCAGCGCGGGGCCCGGGCCGCGUUCACCGUCUCCUUCCUGGCGGCCUCGGCGCUCUACCUGCUCCUGGCGGCCGCCUGCAGCCCGGCCCUGCCCGGCGUGGCCCUGCUCUUCGCCUCGCGCCUGCCAGCCCCGCUCAUGCACACGCUGCCAGCCGCCCAGAUGGUCAUCACUGACCUGUCUGCGGCGGAGGAGCGGCCCGCGGCCCUGGGCCGGCUCGGCCUCUGCUUCGGCACCGGCACCAUCCUCGGCUCCCUGAUCGGCGGGACCCUGAGCACCACUUGCGGGAUCCAGUGUCCAGCCUUCCUGGCUCUCGUGGCCAACCUCCUGGGAGCCAUCCUCAGCUUCACCUGCAUCCCCACCAGCACCAAAGGGGCCAGCGCCCAUGCCCAGGCUGCCCAGCCAGGCGUUCCCAAGGCCAGCGUGUUUGACCUGAAGGCCAUCACCUGCCUGCUGUUGCAGCCAGGCGUCCUGCCUGUGUUCCUUGUCAAGGUCAUCUCCGGCUUCCCUUCAGGGCUCUUCAUGAUCAUGUUCUCUGUCAUCUGCAUGGACUUCUUCCAGCUGGAGGCUGCCCAGGCGGGCUACCUCAUGUCCUUCUUCGGGGUUCUCCUGAUGGUCAUCCAAGGCCUGGUCAUUGGGCGGCUGAGCAGCCACUUCUCAGAAGCCGCGCUGCUCCGGGCCAGUGUGCUCGUCUUCAGCGUGACAGGACUGGCCAUGGCGCUGAUGUCCAACGUCUUUCACUUCUGCCUCCUGAUGCCCGGCCUGGUCUUCAGCCUGUGCACCCUCAACGUGGUCACCGACAGCAUACUGACCAAAGCUGUCUCAGCCUCGGACACGGGGACUAUGCUGGGCCUCUGUGCCUCUGUGCAGCCGCUGACCCGCACCGUGGGGCCCACGCUGGGCGGCCUCCUGUACCGCAGCUUCGGGGUCCCCGUCUUCGGCCACGUGCAGUUUGCCGUCAACCUCAUUGUCCUCCUGGUCCUCUGGAGGCAGCCUAUGCCCCAGAAGAUGGACAAAGUCGGGUGA